AUGUUUUUUUCCUAUCAUUCACUUUUAUUUGUUUCCUCUCAAACUUUACACAAAUCAAUGAUACAUUUCUCUUUUCUUCUUGUAUUUCUAUCGAUUGGCUCACUAUUUUCUCAAAAAAUCACUGAUUGCCCCACUUCUGCUUUUGAUCCUCCAAAUGAUUUGAACCAAACAAUAUGGUACCCAAGCGAUUUUUCAUAUUCCGACCCGCCAUUUUUUUCAGAUUACUAUUCGUGUCUUUAUAAAAUAAAUGUGCCAAAAGGAUAUCAUGCGGAAGUUCGAUUAACCUUCAAUCAGCAGAUGCCUCCAAUCAUUCCAGCUCCAGUACAAGUUAUCGAUUCACAAUCAUUUGAAGAGAAACUCUUCAGUGCGACAGAUGUUCCAUAUUUUUUCGUCUCUAAUGCAGGAUUCAUAAAAUUGGAUACCAGAGAACUCGGUAUCAAAUUUGGAUUUCGAAUUCGUUGGUAUAAGUUUCCCUCUACAUUCAGCCCUAUCCUUCUAUCUACUCAUAGCUCUGAUACCCAACCGCUUAUUGUAUCAUCAAGCUCCAUAAUCCCUUAUCAAGUUUCUGCGGACACUAACGUCUCCCUAGUAGUUAGUAAUCCAAAAAACUCUCAAGGAUACGAGGAUCUUCUGAAAAAACAAAAGGUUUCUUCCGGCAAAUUGAUGACUGUUGCUGCUCUGGAGCCGUUCUAUGAUACUGGCUCAAUGUUGUUGUUUCAAGAUUUCGAAAAUACGAAAGAUUUCAACGAGUACCAAUGUCUCAUUUGCUAUCCAGAAGACGUCUGCGACAGUGUUGUUAUAAAUUGCAUGAAUACGGAAUCAGCAGCCUUAUCAACAAUCACUAUGUCUUCUCAGCCAGCUGAGUACUUGAAAGAAAUUUGGUUGGGUGAUUACGGAGUUUUGGAUGUGUAUAUGGGACGAUUGACUCGCGAGAAGAGCAACUUGAUAACGUCUUAUCAGUCGUACGGAAAGAUUAACACGUCUUCCUAUUUGCCACAGAAAUUCCAGGGAACUGUCCGCACCUAUCAUCUACAUGGUCAUUCUGCAAAUCUUCACUUCACCCUAUCACCUGAACUUUUCACUAAUAACGUUCCAGUCGGCAGACAUGGAUUUUUUAGUUCCAAAUUUUACAAAAGCGGAACACCUCAGAAAAAUCAAGACAGUUUUGAUUAUAUACGGACAACUGAUACCGUAAUCUUCAAUUUUGAAAUCACAGACGCCGACCUUGCCUGGGGAUCAACGCUUAAUAUUUGGAUUCGCGAUAAAAGUGUAGUGACUUACAAUAAAACAUUCACAUCUUCAAGUCCACCGAAUCUUUUGGCACCGAUUAUGGCAACUGGGAAUUAUAUGGAGGUCUCUUAUAAAACGAAUUACGGACAAUUGACGAAUGGAUAUUUCAUGAAGUUUGAGACUCUAGACAGCUCUGGAUUCCGAAACUACACCAACCCAUCUUGCGAAUUCAAUCAAACCUUUUUGAUCCAAAUCACAGCUCAGAAAUUCCCAAAAAUUUGUUCUACAGUCUGUGGCCAUUUCAUUAUAAAUGAGAAUACUGAUUUAAACGUUGAGCAAUUAACCGAAUUAUUCAAAAACAUGAGAAUUCUGGUUGGCGGGUUGCGCAUCAGUAACACGAAAUUCGAGAAUUUGAGAUUUUUAGCAGGUUUGAGACGUUUUGUGGGAGAAUUGGGAUUAUUGAAUUUGACCACAAUUAAAAGUCCUGUUGUCAAUAUUGAUUCCAAUGGAAAACUGGAAAAAUUGAAUUUGCCGAAACUGGAGGUGGUCAAAUGUUUGGGAAACAUCUGCUCUAUUAUUGUGAAUUUGAAUUAUCCCGAACACCCCAAAUUUUGCAUAACAAUUCAAGACUUGAAUGCUUUCACAAGAAAGAGGAACCAAGUAUACUUGAACAUGAAUUCCAACAUUUGCAUCCCAAAAAACGAACCAAAAGUGUGUACAGUACCUACAGUAGGAUGUGAGCGACUUAUUGGAAAUUUGAAUAUCACAAAAGGAUUCGAUGUUCGAAAAGUGGAAUCCUUGAAACAGAAUCGACAUCAAAUAGUUAAAAUUCUCAUAUAUUGCCAAUACCUCCAAAGCAUCGUAUACCGAUUUAAAAUCUUGCUAUGCACUCAGAAGAGCGGCUUUUCUCGAGGGUGGUUUUUGGCCAUUAUUUGGUGA
Messenger RNA from Caenorhabditis briggsae, 2169 nucleotides. Bases 1 to 2169 code for a protein of 722 amino acids. The transcript is spliced from 13 exons. The record is from RefSeq and is a predicted model, not a curated record. NCBI's taxonomy places the organism in Eukaryota, Metazoa, Nematoda, Chromadorea, Rhabditida, Rhabditidae.